Paralichthys olivaceus (Japanese flounder) is the source of this 502-nucleotide messenger RNA. The record is from RefSeq and is a predicted model, not a curated record. NCBI's taxonomy places the organism in Eukaryota, Metazoa, Chordata, Actinopteri, Pleuronectiformes, Paralichthyidae.
AUAAUUACGUGGAGGACGACCCGGUGCCGUGUGCGUUUGCCGGUCACGGUCGUCAGUGCGCAGUUAAUGGCACAGAGUGUCGGGGGAGGUGGGACGGUCCCAACGGAGGAAUCACCAACUUUGACAACUUCUUCUUUGCCAUGCUGACCGUGUUCCAGUGCAUCACCAUGGAGGGAUGGACCGACGUGCUGUACUGGAUGAAUGACGCCAUCGGGUUCGAGCUGCCAUGGGUGUAUUUUGUCAGUCUGGUGAUUUUCGGCUCUUUCUUCGUUCUCAACCUGGUUCUGGGAGUCCUCAGCGGAGAGUUCAGUAAGGAGAGGGAGAAGGCGAAGGCUCGGGGGGAUUUUCAGAAGCUGCGUGAGAAGCAGCAGAUGGAGGAGGAUCUGUGUGGAUACAUGGACUGGAUCACUCAGGCUGAGGACAUGGACGAACUGGACGAGGACGGAAACCCACGUCCGUCUCUGGGCGACCUGUCCGACAAGAAGAGAGGGAAGUUUGGAUG